Drosophila rhopaloa is the source of this 1129-nucleotide messenger RNA. RefSeq names its product transmembrane emp24 domain-containing protein 3 (gene p24-1). Gene Ontology annotation, biological process: intracellular protein transport; Golgi organization; endoplasmic reticulum to Golgi vesicle-mediated transport. Gene Ontology annotation, cellular component: Golgi apparatus; COPII-coated ER to Golgi transport vesicle; endoplasmic reticulum-Golgi intermediate compartment. The transcript is spliced from 2 exons. Lineage: Eukaryota; Metazoa; Arthropoda; Insecta; Diptera; Drosophilidae. The record is from RefSeq and is a predicted model, not a curated record. Bases 219 to 845 code for a protein of 208 amino acids.
GUUGCAUAGCGGCCGGCAAAAAGAGUGUUGACACGUGUCAGAACAUUUCGGCCAGAGUUUAGUGUUUUUAUGGGACUCAUAUUUUAGCAAUUAGCAACAAAAAAACGUAAUCCGGACGAACGCUGGCUGGAAUUGGAAUCGCAGGCGGUGAAUUGUCACAAAAUAGACGAAAAAAGUUGGGAGCAGGAAGGCGGAGUACCAGCAGAUACCAAAUAGCCAUGAACACACAAAUUCUGGUCAUUCUGGCCCUGAUGCAGUGCAUCGCCGCCGUGGAGUUCACCUUUGACCUGGCCGACAAUGCGGAGGAUUGCUUCUACGAGGAAAUCAAGAAGAACUCCAGCGCCUACUUUGAGUUCCAGGUGUCGGCCGGCGGUCAGCUGGAUGUGGAUGUCACCCUGAAGGAUCCGCAGGGCAAGGUGAUCUACAAGCUGGAGAAGGCCACUUUCGAUAGCCACCAGUUUGUGGCGGAGACGACGGGCGUGUACACGGCCUGCUUUGGCAAUCAAUUCUCGGCCUUCUCACACAAGAUCGUCUACGUGGACUUCCAAGUGGGCGAGGAGCCGGCCCUGCCGGGCGUCGAUGAGCACGCGACCGUGCUGACCCAAAUGGAGACCUCCUCCCAGGCGAUUCACAAGGGCCUGAACGACAUCCUCGACGCCCAGACGCAUCAUCGUCUGCGGGAGGCGCAGGGCCGCAAGCGGGCCGAGGAUCUCAAUCAGCGGGUGAUGAUCUGGUCCUCGCUGGAGACGGCCGCCGUCAUCCUGAUCGGUCUCGUCCAGAUCAUGGUGCUGCGCAACUUCUUCACGGACCGAAAGCCCAGUCAGGCGCACUACGGCCGCCUGUAGAGGAUCGGGUUUGGGAUCUAGCCUUGUUUAAGCCCUUGCGUGUUGAUGUGGAAGGGAGCCCGACCGCCACCCAAUCCCCCACCCCCCAAAUGUUGUCAAUCUCGUCUUAGCCACAACGUAUUCAUUCCCCCAAGGGCGUUUCUUUUUUUUGGGGGGCCACCCACACCCCACCCCCCGAAUCCAACGACAUGUAAUAUUUUUUUGUUAGGACCCCACCCGGAAACAGAAUGCUUUUUUUUUUAAAUACAUGCAAAAGCAACCAUAACUUGAUAGCUAAAGGUAAA